This is a messenger RNA of Hermetia illucens (black soldier fly), 2402 nucleotides long. Its product is annotated as basic salivary proline-rich protein 2-like. The transcript has 2 exons. The record is from RefSeq and is a predicted model, not a curated record. Lineage: Eukaryota; Metazoa; Arthropoda; Insecta; Diptera; Stratiomyidae. The coding region runs from base 244 to 1974 and encodes 576 amino acids.
CAGGUGUGUGUCGCCUAGCCAGGCGAUUAGAUUAGCUCUCCAGCAUCCAGUUAGCCCCUUGACUCAACUAAUUCUUCAUUCUAUGUUGCGGUGGGUUAGGUGAAGUCAAAUGCACCAAGUUGACUAGCGGACAGUUUACUUUUUAAGUUCCAUAAGAGUAGUGCAACCAGAUACUCGCAAAAAUCAUAUAAUCUCUUAAACGUGUGAUAUUUAAGUGCUGUUACGAAUAAGUUAACUAGGAUUAUGAAGUUUUCAAUAAUUUUGUUAUUAGUUUACGGGUUUACAUUGGCGAAUUCCGAAGAAGUUCCGAAGAAGCGUGAAAAAAGGACAAUUAUAUUAGGAACAUUUUUAAAGGCGUUGAUUUUGAAAGAAGCGGCCUUAGGUGCGGCGUUGCGUUUUGUUGAGUCACCUCAAAAUUUCACUGGGUUUUUUGGACCACCACCACCACCAAUAUCUAGAGCAAGAAGCGGUCAAUUGAGAAAUGGUGGACGCAUGCAACCUGGAAGGAUGCAACAAAAUGGACAACCAGCAAUGAAUGGUAACGGGCAGCAACAAAUGAUAGCACAACCCGCUAUGAUGGCUGGUAAUAAUGGGGGGCAAUCGCAAAUGAUGCAAGGAAGCGGACAACCUCAAAUGAUGAACGCUGGCGGACAACCAGAUAUGAUGGCUGGAGGUGGACAAAAUGGAAUGAUGAAUGGCGGAGGACAACCCGAAAUGAUGCAAGCUGGAGGACAAGCUGGGAUGAUGGCUGCAGGAGGUCAAGCAUCCAUGAUGGAUACUGGAGGACAAGCUGGGAUGAUGGCUGCAGGAGGUCAAGCAUCAAUGAUGGAUAGUGGAGGACAACCAGCCGGAGGUGGACAAGACCAAACGAACGGCCCACCUCCUAUGGAUCAACAAAAUGCGCAACCUCCAAUGGCGCAGCAAAACGGACAAACUUCCAUGGCACAGCAAAACGAUCAACCCCCAGCAAUGCAAGCUCCAGCCGCUGAUCAACCUCAAACAGCGCAAGAUAACGCACAACCUCAACAACCAGAUGCAAGUCAAGGUCAAGGAGCAGCCGCUGGAGGAGGGCAGCCUCAAGCCCAAGACCAAGGAGCAGCCGGUGCGGGAGAUCAGCCUCAAGGUGGCACACAAGAUCAAGGAACAGCUGGUGCAGGAGGGCAAGCUCAAGCUGGAUCUGACGGCCAAAAUCAAGCAGCCCCACAAAAUGGUCAGCCAAAUAGUGGACAGUCCCCAGAAGCAGCAGCAGCUGGUCAACCUCAAGCAGCCCAAGGCGGCGCGCAAUCCCCUGCACCUGAUGCAGGUCAAGGCCAAGGAGCAGCCGAUGCUGGAGGACAACCUCAAAGUGGAUCUAAUGACCAAGCAGGUCCACAAGCCGAUCAGAACCAAAAUGCGCAAGCAGGAGACCAAACUCAAGCACAACCAGCUGGCGAUCAGCAACAGGCAGAUGGUGGUGCCCCACAGUCGGCUCCCGCGGAUAAUCAACAACAAGCUCAGCCUCCUCCAGAUCAAGGUCAAAAUACCCCAACUGCACAAGGUGGAAACUCCCUCGAUGGAGCAGUUGGUGGUCCGUCUGGUCCUCAACAGCCUGGCCAGCAAAUAGACCAAACCACUGCGCCAGGAGGACCUCAACUAAACGGAAAUGUUGGUGCCACUAAUUUCAUCACGGGACCUGGUGUAGACCUCAGCAGCCAAGCUCCAUUCACCGCGACAGGUAUUGGCGGAGUACCAAAUCCAGCUCUAGCGUUCACUGGCCAAGGCCUUCCAAACAAUAUCGGUAGAACCCAAGUGUUUGGAGCUAAUAAUAUCGCUCCUCAAACGGCUCAAAGUUUUAUGAGUCUCCCGAACGGAUUACAGUUUAUGAACUAUCAUCAACCGAACGACCACUACUUGCCUUCAAGUCAACCGCAUCUAUCAAGUUUUCAUAAUUUUGAAGUAUUUCCUCGAAAUUUCCGCUAUCACUUUUCUUAUUAAAACUAUCUAUUAUGUGUAUAUUCUAGUUUAUAUCAUUGGACAUAAGAUAAAUAAUUUAUCCAUUUCAUAACCGGAAUUGGCCAUGAUGGCGGCGAAUGAGUUGUACCCAAAAAUGAUUGGCAUCAAAAUUUACCAUAGUAAAAAAGGCGUAGAAAAGAACGGAAAGAUUUUGAUUUCAAAAUUCGAUUAAUAUGCAACGGAAAAAUUUAAAUAUCUUAUUCAGAUUUGGGUUAGUAUCUAGACAGAUAUUGUGCAACUUAUGUGCCUGCGAGCUAGAAUUAACUUUCACUUAUUUAUGUUUUGUGUAAUAUUCAAGAUCGCAAACCGUUUAGUGUUAUGAGUUCCAUUGUUUCUGAAAUUAAUGCUGACAUUGUGCUUAUUUAUUACUCCUUCUAAAUUAUUCUCAAUAAAAACUACAUUACAAAUUA